CUCUGAGGAAACUACAUCAGUGACAGAAAAAUCUCAUGCACGGUUGCAAAAUAUAAACAAUCAUAUUUGAUCCAUAUGUCACAAAUUCACAAAUUACUACCACAUUUAUAUGGAGAUAUGGUGACUCGGCCAGAACCUAAAAACCUAAAAUAAUAACUAUCACGCCUAGAAAAUAUUAUUGACACACCAUUUUAAGUGAGCUUUUUUAUUUACAAAUAUGUGCACUACCACCUUUCUAUAAUAAACAGAACAAACGUAUCUAUUGACACCGGUGUCUUUUCCAUUGCAUCAGCCAAGCCAGGGUAGUUCGUACCAUAGAUGUGGCGGGCCCGGCUAAGAUUGACAGUUGGUUUCUCCAAUAGAAAUUGACAUUUGCGGAUGUACCGGUGCUUAGACCAAUGGACGGAUGCCGUGGGCGUGUUCACUGUCUCUGUGCUUUCCUUUUAGUCGAGCAGCGUGGGCUAAAGCGGUGUGUCUGGGAGCAGUGACACUUUCAUUCUGCGGGAAUAGCGACUUCUGCAGCUGAUUCAGAAUGGACUCCUCUUUGAGUGCAUCUCAAAUCCGCGAGAAGUUCAUUGACUUCUUCCGCCGCUAUGAGCACAAGUACGUCGACUCGUCAUCCACCAUCCCAAUGGACGACCCCACACUGCUGUUUGCUAAUGCUGGCAUGAACCAGUUCAAGCCCAUCUUUCUCAACACCAUCGAUCCGUCCCACCCUAUGGCCAAGCUGCGUCGUGCCGCCAACACCCAGAAGUGUAUCCGUGCAGGAGGUAAACACAACGACCUCGACGAUGUGGGUAAAGAUGUCUACCACCACACCUUCUUCGAGAUGCUGGGGUCCUGGUCCUUUGGGGACUACUUCAAGCACCUGGCCUGUAAGAUGGCCUUGGAGCUGCUGACCCAGGAGUUUGGUAUUUCCAUAGAGCGCCUGUAUGUCACCUACUUCGGGGGUCACGCUGACUCCGGCCUGGAGCCCGACCUGGAGUGCAAACAGAUCUGGAUCGACCUCGGGAUGGAGGAGGCUCGUAUCCUGCCAGGCAGCAUGAAGGACAACUUCUGGGAGAUGGGAGACACCGGCCCCUGCGGUCCCUGCAGUGAGAUCCACUUCGACCGCAUCGGAGGGAGGGACGCCUCUCACCUGGUGAACAUGGACGACCCCAACGUCCUGGAGAUCUGGAACCUGGUGUUCAUCCAGUUCAACAGAGAGUCAGAGACUGAGCUGAAGCCACUGCCACAGAAGAGCAUUGACACAGGGCUGGGCCUGGAGCGCCUGGUGUCCAUACUGCAGAACAAGAUGUCCAACUACGACACUGACCUCUUCGUCCCGUACUUUGAAGCCAUUCAGAAGGCUACAGGUGCUCGACAUUACACCGGUAAAGUAGGUGCCGAGGAUACUGACGGUAUUGACAUGGCCUACCGUGUGCUGGCUGACCACGCCCGCACCAUCACCAUCGCCCUGUCAGAUGGCGGCCGGCCCGACAACGCAGGAAGAGGCUACGUGUUGAGGAGGAUCCUGCGUCGCGCCGUCCGUUAUUCCCAUGAGCUGGGAGCUCAGAGAGGCUUCUUUGCUUCUCUGGUGGAUGUGGUGGUUGAGACCCUGGGCAACGCCUUCCCCGAGUUGAAGAAAGACCCAGAAAUGAUGAAGGACAUUAUUAAUGAGGAGGAGGUGCAGUUCCUCAAAACCCUCAACAGGGGUCGCCGUAUCCUUGAUAGAAAGAUCAUGAGUCUGGGAGAGAGCAAGACCAUCCCAGGUGACACUGCGUGGCUGUUGUACGACACGUACGGCUUCCCUCUGGACCUGACCUCCCUCAUCGCAGAGGAGAAGGACAUGGUGGUGGACGUCGCCGCCUUCGAGGAGGAGAAGGCAGCAGCACAGUUAAAGUCCCAUGGUAAGGGCGCAGGAGACGUGGACCACAUCAUGUUGGACAUCUACGCCAUUGAAGAGCUGAGAAACAAGAAGAUCCCCGCCACAGAUGACUCUCCCAAAUAUAAAUACACCUCAGAGGAAAACGGCAACUACAAUUUUGAGCAGGUCUCAGCCUCAGUGCAGGCUCUGCGCUGCGACCGCGCCUUCUGCGAUGAAGUGACCACGGGUCAGGAGUGCGGGGUGCUGCUGGACACGACGUCCUUCUACGCCGAGCAGGGCGGGCAGACAUUUGACGAGGGCUACAUGGUUCGAGAGGACGACAGCACAGAGGAUCGGAUGGAGUUCACAGUGAAGAAUACGCAGGUUCGAGGAGGUUACGUCCUCCACCUGGGGACGGUGUACGGCACUCUGAAGGUCGGAGACCGCGUUACCUUACGUGUGGAUGAGGCUCGUCGUAGGCCCAUCAUGUGCAACCACACCGCCACACACAUCCUGAACUUCGCCCUGCGGGGGGUUCUGGGAGAGGCAGACCAGAGGGGCUCCCUGGUCGCCCCCGACCGCCUGCGCUUUGACUUCACUGCUAAAGGUGCCCUGAGCACGGGGGAGGUCCGCCGGACUGAGGAGAUCGCUUGUGCGAUGAUAAAGGAAGAGAAGCAAGUGUACGCCAUGGACGCCCCACUAGCCAAAGCCAAGGCUAUUCAGGGCCUGCGUGCCGUGUUCGAUGAGACCUACCCCGACCCCGUCCGAAUCGUGUCUGUUGGCAUCCCCGUUGAGGAGCUGCUGGAGAACCCCGACAGUACCGCCGGUUCUCUCACCUCCAUUGAGUUUUGUGGUGGAACCCAUCUGCAGAACUCCGGUCACGCCGCACCGUUUGUCAUCGUCUCAGAGGAGUCCAUCGCUAAGGGCAUCCGGCGCAUUGUUGCUGUGACAGGAACAGAGGCCCAGAAGGCCCAGAGAAAAGCUGAUUCCCUGCUCCAGUCUUUGUCCGGACUGGGAGACAAGGUGAAGCAGCAGACGGCCCCAAACAAGGACGUUCAGAAAGACAUCGCCGACAUGACUGAGUUGAUAGGCACCGCAAUGAUCUCCCAGUGGAAGAAGGAUGAGAUGAGAGAAUCCCUAAAGGGCCUGAAGAAGACCAUGGACGACUUGGACCGCAACUACAAGGCCGACAUCCAGAAGAGAGUCCUGGAAAAGACCAAGGAGGUGAUGGAAAGCAGCCCCAACCAAGCGCUGCUUGUCAUGGAGAUGGAGACCGGAGCCUCUGCUAAGGCCCUGAACGAGUCCCUGAAGCUGCUGAAGUCUCACUCUCCUCAGACCGCUGCGAUGCUCUUCACUGUGGACCCAGACGCCGGCAAGAUCACCUGCCUGUGUCAAGUCCCACAGGAUGCGGCCAACCGAGGUCUGAAGGCCAGCGAGUGGGUUCAGGAGUUGUGCCCCCUGCUGGACGGCAAAGGUGGUGGAAAGGACAUGUCUGCUCAGGCCACGGGGAAGAACACACAGUGCAUGCAGGAGGCGCUGCAGAUGGCCAACCAGUUUGCCCAGCUUAAACUGGGAGAGAACUAAGAGGAGAGAGGGGUCUGUGUGGGAGGUGGAGGAGGAUGCAAUCAUAGGUUGGAUAGCAAAGAGGAAAUAAGAUAAGACGGUCGAGUCUUAACUGAGUUAUAAAUCGCCAAAUACUCCUCCUUUCCUCCGUCCGUUUCUUCUCCCUUUGAAGAAGUACAGUCGACCAUUAUUUUAAUACAACCCCCGCUUGUUCAAGGCUGCUUUAAACUGCAAAACUUAAACUUAAUGUACCACUUAAACUCAGCGGAGCUCUAAAAGAAUUUAGGUUCUGUAUGUCCUUUGAUCUGAUCCGUGAACAGUGGCUCCGUCCAUCGGUGUGAGCGAAAGCCUGAGCUCUCCUGUGGUCGGUUGCACUUGAGUUGUACACGCACUAGCUGUAUCGUAAUGUUGCUAUUCGAAUAAUAAGCCAUCAUCUGACGUGAAGAAGUCAAUGGGUUUACUUUAGUGAAAGAAUUAAUUAACUGUACUAACAAACAAUACCAACAAUUAAUCUGUGUAACUUAAUUUCGAGGACUUCCGAUUGAUUGCAAAAUGUUGAAAAUGUAUUUUUUACCUGUUCCAUGUCAGAUAUGUUAUGGGAAUGGAAUAAACACAACUGGUUAAUGCCA
Messenger RNA from Cottoperca gobio, 4038 nucleotides. It is a transcript of the gene aars1, whose product is annotated as alanyl-tRNA synthetase 1. Gene Ontology annotation, molecular function: aminoacyl-tRNA deacylase activity; nucleic acid binding; alanine-tRNA ligase activity. The coding region runs from base 533 to 3430 and encodes 965 amino acids. Gene Ontology annotation, cellular component: mitochondrion; cytoplasm. Gene Ontology annotation, biological process: alanyl-tRNA aminoacylation. Lineage: Eukaryota; Metazoa; Chordata; Actinopteri; Perciformes; Bovichtidae. The record is from RefSeq and is a predicted model, not a curated record. The transcript has 20 exons.